GAUUUUCCACCAGACCGACCGAGGCGGCGACCAGGGAGUGACAAGCACACGCAUCCGCUACCCGAGCCCGCCACCACGCGAAAAUGAUGCCGUGUUACAAUUUUUGACCAAAGAUCGCGGAUUCGGUCGUUUCCAGCCACGACACACCCCAUCAGACGUCUGCGCAGCACAAGACGUAGCGCUCGGCGCCGCGGGCAACCGCAAUCUCACCAUCAGACCACCCCCGUCUCGCGCCGAUAGUGUUGCACCAGCAGCAGAGAAGAAGAAGAAGAAGAUGCAUCGCAUCUCUGCUGCCUCGGCAGCAGAAGACGACGACUACGCCGUGAAGGCACCACCACCACCCCCAUCAUCAUCAUCACCACCACCACCACCCGCACCACCAGCAUCACUGAUGCACCCCAGCCCGCCGUCCAGCCGCUCCCUCGCUGCCCGCGCCGCCUCGCCAAAACGGCGUUUCUCCAGCAUCUCCGCAUCCGCCGCCCCGUCAGAAGAGCACCCAGAUCAGGCAGCGGCAGCAGCACCACCACGGAGGGAGCGCAAGGGCAAGGGCCGCAUUGGUACGGUGCGGGCGAGUGAGCUCGUCAACCUCGCGGUGAAUGCCGAGGGCCUGGACCCCUCUCGGCAGGAGCCGCGGGUCCGAAUGGAGUAUCUCUCCAAAGGCAAGUGGUACGAGGUCACGGGGGGCCGGCCCUUGUGGGCGGAAGAUGAGAGGGAGAGAGUCGUCUCGGCGGGCUUGCCCUCCCUGGGCAGGCGUACCAGGGCAUCUCCUGGAAAAUACGCCCAAUAG
Sphaerulina musiva SO2202 is the source of this 787-nucleotide messenger RNA. RefSeq lists its product as uncharacterized. The transcript has a single exon. The record is from RefSeq and is a predicted model, not a curated record. The coding region runs from base 275 to 787 and encodes 170 amino acids. NCBI's taxonomy places the organism in Eukaryota, Fungi, Ascomycota, Dothideomycetes, Mycosphaerellales, Mycosphaerellaceae.